GCACCGUUGUUCAGAACCUCUCCAAUUUGUUUCUGUUUCAACUUGUGAAUUUUAGUCUUUGCCAUGGACAAUAGCAAAGAAGGCAGGAUGAGUCAUUUUACCUUUGAUCAACUCAGUCAGAGUGGUGUAGCGUCAAACCCCUACGCUCACGACGCUUUGGUUCCACAAGACCAAUCACGCGGCGCAUCGACACCAUUCUCCUACCUACAAAGUUUGGAGGCACCAAAUCUUCAGCUUAAGGAUCACGAGCCCUAUGACAACUUGUUUGAUGGAUUAAUUUUGCCCUCCUUGCCAGAAGUCUUUACGGGCAUGGGCUCCAAUGUGAACACACGACUCGUACAUCAUGAUGCGUUUGCGCCUUUGGGUGAUAGUAAGUUGACGGCAGCACCAGCGCCAGCAAUGGCCUUACAGCCAAGACGACAGCAUCUCCAGCCGCCAAAUAUUCCCGGCUUGCUUGACUUGCUACCAAGUCCACACGAACUCAGCCAGUCACUACCACAGAGUAACGUAUUCGGAAAGCAGCAAUCAAUGAAAGAACCUGAAACCCCAGCGACAACAUUCUCCUUCCACCAAGGUCAGGCGGCACCGAUCCUUCCGCAUAGCCUAAUGCAGGAUAACCAGCAUAAUUCCAACAGCUUCAGUGAUGCAACACUCUUUCCGUUCCCGCCAGAAGUUUUUAUAGGCGUCAGCUCAUUUGGAAAUAUAGGAUUCCCUCAUGAUGUGUUUGCGCCUACUGGUGACACGAAUGCGAUGGCAGUGCCAGGCCAAGGACGACAACAUAUUCCAAGUUUACCGGAAAUGCCACCAAGUCGUCGUCACGACCUCAGUGAGCCACUUCCACAAAGCACCUUACUCGGGCAGCAGCCGUCAAUGAAAGAACCCGAUAACGCAGCGGCAGGAUUCGCCUUAAACCCAGGUCCGGCGGAACCACUCCUUCAGCCUAACCUACUCAACGACUUGAGUGAUGCAGCAAUCCUUCCCUACCUGCCAAAAGUCUCUACCGCCAUGUGCUCCGAUGUAAAUACAGGAUUACAUCAAGAUGUGUUUGCGCCAUCGCGUGGUAGCAGAGUGUUCCUAUCACCAUCACUAGCAAGGGGCCUGCAACAACAACGACAACAACAGCAAGAUCACAAGCUGCCAGAUAUUCCCAGGUUACAGGUAAUGCCACCAUAUCAACACGACUUCAGCGAGCCACUACCACAGAGUAACUUACUUGGACAGCAGCCGUCGAGUAAAGAACCUGCAAAAUCUGCCAAAGCCAAACUAGUUUGCUCGGAAGGCAAAAAGAAUUUCUCGCAUCCGUCGGACUUCAAAAGACACAUAUCGGUGCACACUGGCGAGAGGCCAUAUCCUUGCAUAGAGUGUGGAAAAACCUUCAAGAGGAAGUAUAAUCUAAAUGUGCACAAGAGAACACACACAGGUGAGAGACCAUAUGAGUGCAUAGAGUGUGGAAAAACCUUCCAGUGUAAGUGUCAUCUAACUGUGCACAAGAGAACACACACAGGUGAGAGACCAUAUGAGUGCAUAGAGUGUGGAAAAACCUUCCAGUGUAAGUGUCAUCUAACUGUGCUCAAGAGAACACACACAGGUUACAAACCAUAUAUGUGCACAAUCCCGGGCUGUGAACAGGCAUUCUCACAGUCCGGCAAUCGCAACCUGCAUGUGCUUCGCCACAAGGCGAAUAUCAAGAAGAAACACAAACCUGCCAGUGGAUGCAACUAAACAGACACUGCUCCACUGGACCAGCAUCUCCAGUUCAAACACGACAAUGUCGGAAGGAGCACCAAAUCAGAAGAUAACAGCGCCAGGAAAUGCCGUUAUAGAGGUGUACGUUUUUGGAAACAUGCUUCCUGUGUUGACGUGCACUGUGUGGAAUUUGAGCAAUAGAAUGAUCUGACAAUUGUGUGCGUGUACAUGUAGUAUCGUGGCCUAAACUGCAUUUGCUGCUGCACCCA
Sycon ciliatum is the source of this 1955-nucleotide messenger RNA. RefSeq names its product zinc finger protein 232-like. The record is from RefSeq and is a predicted model, not a curated record. NCBI's taxonomy places the organism in Eukaryota, Metazoa, Porifera, Calcarea, Leucosolenida, Sycettidae. Gene Ontology annotation, biological process: regulation of transcription by RNA polymerase II. The transcript has a single exon. Gene Ontology annotation, molecular function: DNA-binding transcription factor activity, RNA polymerase II-specific; RNA polymerase II cis-regulatory region sequence-specific DNA binding. The coding region runs from base 64 to 1722 and encodes 552 amino acids.